AUGUUUCUUCGCGCCAAUACCUGGAAUCGGCUUCGCCAGCUACGACCCCGCCGCUCGACAACGUGCCUAAGACCUGGCAAACGGCACGAAUUCUCGCAAGCAUCGCGCAUCGAUCGCGUCACGAAACGACUGCCCCCGCGCCUGCAGAAAUACACCAAUGGUCUACGGAAUGCACCAGUAUCGCACAUUGUGUCAUUUCUCGUCCUUCAUGAGCUUACGGCCAUUGUCCCGCUGCUUGCGCUGUUUGCGCUCUUCCACUAUACUACAUUUGUGCCCGUGGCAUACGUGACCGCACAUUUUGGGGAGUACGUGCAGAGUGGCAUAUCGAGGUUUGAGAGGUAUUUCAGUCGGAAGGGCUGGUUUGGAUUUGCGCCAGGCGACAUGGGCGAGGACAAGAUGGACGACGCCAUGGAUAAGUGGGAGAGCGGGGAGCAAAAGUACAAGAUCCUAGUUGAGGCUGCUCUGGCGUAUGCAGUCACCAAAGCCUUGUUGCCUAUUCGAAUCAUAGGCUGUGUCUGGGCAACCCCAUGGUUCGCAGGUGUAUUGCUUCGAACAAGACGAGCCUUGACACGAAAAUGA
This is a messenger RNA of Metarhizium album ARSEF 1941, 579 nucleotides long. RefSeq names its product putative protein family FLILHELTA. Bases 1 to 579 code for a protein of 192 amino acids. The transcript has a single exon. Gene Ontology annotation, cellular component: mitochondrion. The record is from RefSeq and is a predicted model, not a curated record. Lineage: Eukaryota; Fungi; Ascomycota; Sordariomycetes; Hypocreales; Clavicipitaceae.